AUGGAUAAAAUUCUGUCUCCUGAGGAAAUUAAACAAGCAGUUUUUGAUUUAGGGGCUAACAGUGCUCCAGGUCCGGAUGGUUUUUCUGGAUGCUUCUAUAGACACUGCUGGGAUAUAAUUCAAGAAGAUUUGAUUAAGGCUAUUAUUUUUUGUUGGGAUUCUGGUUAUAUUCCAAAUGGAGUGAACUCUAGCCUAAUCGUUUUGCUUCCCAAGGUAAGAGGUGCAAACUCUCUUCGUAAUUUUCGUUCUAUUGGUCUUAGUAAUUUUUUCUUCAAAAUUUUUACUAAGAUCUUGGAUACUAGGCUAGGUAGUGUUUUGGAUAAUCUUGUUUCUGAGGAACAAGUGGCUUUUAUGAAAGGGCGUAACAUCCAUGAAAACAUUAGUCUUGCUUCGGAAAUUGUUAAUGAGCUUCAUAUCAAACGCAAAGAUUUAAUAUUGGCCUUAAUCUUGACAUCACCCAAGCUUUUGACAUGUUCGGAGGGUUAUUUCAAGAUUAAUAGAGGUUUACGUCAAGGUGAUCCCCUUUCUCCCUUGAUUUUUGUCUUGAUUGAAGAUGUCCUUAGCAGAAAUAUUUCGAAGCUUUUUGCUGAGAAGAAGAUGUCGCACAUGGUAACUAGAGGUGGUAUUUCUCCUACCCAUCUCUUUUUUGCUGAUGAUAUUAUGAUUUUUUGUAAAGGCAAUUUAUGGAGCAUUAAUAACCUGGAGGAUUUGUUGGGUAAAUAUCAGCGUACUUCUGGUCAGACUGUUUGUCGCCAAAAAAGUAAGAUUUAUUAUGGUGGUGGUUCCUUGAGUAGAAGCACUUAUCUUGCUGAUUAUUUGGGGAUGAGUGUGGCUACUUUUCCGGAUUGUUACUUGGGAGUUCAAAUCAUGCCAGGUACUGUUAGAUAUCAUCAUAUUUCCAAUGUUUUUGAGAAGAUUAAGACCCAACUUGCUGGUUGGAAGGGUUUCCUCUUAUCUUUUCAUGACCGUAUUGUUCUAGUUAAAACUGUUAUUUAA
This is a messenger RNA of Papaver somniferum (opium poppy), 996 nucleotides long. RefSeq lists its product as uncharacterized. The record is from RefSeq and is a predicted model, not a curated record. Lineage: Eukaryota; Viridiplantae; Streptophyta; Magnoliopsida; Ranunculales; Papaveraceae. The coding region runs from base 1 to 996 and encodes 331 amino acids. The transcript has 2 exons.